AUGAAGAUGCAUGGGGUCGAGAAACAUCAUCUUCGACUUUUAGAAGAUGUUAGCGGACCUUUUCGACCAGGGAUAUUAACAGCUCUUGUGGGUGUUAGUGGGUCUGGGAAAACUACUCUCUUGGAUGUAUUAGCUGGACGAAAGACCAGUGGUUACAUUGAAGGAAGUAUAUACAUCUCUGCUUAUCCCAAGAAGCAAUCAACCUUUGCUAGAGUAAGUGCUUACUGUGAACAAAUUGACAUUCAUUCGCCUCAUGUCACUGUCUGUGAGUCGCUCAUACUUUCUACUUGGCUCCGCCUUUCCUCCAAUGUUGAUACCAAAACAAGAAAGAUGUUUGUGGAAGAAGUUACGGAACUAAUAGAACUAGAUAAAUUGAGAGAUGCUUUAGUGGGGCUACCAGGAAUUGAUGGUCUUUCAACAGAACAAAGGAAGAGAUUGAAAAUAGCAGUGGAGUUGGUUGCUAAUCCGUCGACUAUCUUAAUGGACGAACCAACUUCUGGUCUUGAUGCUAGAUCUGCUGCCAUUGUUAUGCGUACCAUGAGAAAUAUCAUAGUUGCAUAUGAAUUCUCUUGGGAACUAACAAGGUGAGAAAAAAAAAAAGGAGAAAAUUGAUGAUCUUUUUCACUCUAAGUUUAUUUUGAUGAGAAAUUGGUACUUAACCUUUCUGUUUGAGAAAAGUUUUGAAAUUUUUUCUCUUCUCUUCUCUUAUUUUCCACACACAGACAUGAAGCGAAGUUCUCCCUUUAUCAAAGCUGGAUUAUUUCUUCACCUUCUUUUUUCAAGUUUUCAUCUUUGGGUGUAAGCGGUGCUUCUUUCGACAAUUUUUCAAUUUCGUUGGCAAGGCUGACUACUUGGCAUUAUGUAAUGGAUUCAUCGAGGUUAUCCUUGCUCCAGGAUGUAAAUUUGAUGUUAAGAAGCAUAUUUAAAGGUAUUUAGAAGAUGGCUUCAAAAUAAUUGUGGGAGUGAGGUAAUAUAUAGUUUACUAUACUCUUCUCUUCAAAAUAAGGUUAGCCUUCCUUCUCCCUAGUUUUUAUAUAAUUUUCUAUAAACAUUUCUCAUAUCUUAUAAAUGUUUACUUUUCUAUUAUAUCUUUGAGUUUUUUUUUUUUUUAUGGAAGACACCAAGUCAGUCUUUGCAAUAAAUUGUAGAUAACUGGAUGUGAAGCUAAGAAAUGGGAGAGUAAAGGUACUUAUAAGACUACGGACGAUAUAUUGGAAGAGGAAAAAGACAAAUUAGGGUUGAUAGUUAUCUACUUCACGACGAAAAUUAGAAAGGAUAAGAUAAUUUUUUAUGAAGAGUACAAUAUUGGUUGAAGAGUUGAUAAAUUGGAAAAUAUUAAGAAUAUAAGAAUAAGGAUUGGCUUAAUGUAUGGGAUGAGACUGCAAGUUUUUUAUGAAAGAUACCAAACCGUUCUUUGCAUUAAAUUGUAGAUAAUAUGACGUGAAGCUAAGAAAUAGGAGAGUAAAGGUAUAUAUAGGACUCAUGGACGAUAUAUUGAAAGAGGAAAAAGACAAAUUAGUCGUUGAUAGUUAUCCAUUUCACGAUGAAGAUAUAGAUAAGUAAGGAUAAGAGAAUUUUAGAUUAAAGUAUGCGCUUUUAUUUAUGCUAUUUGAUGGCAGUGGUCCAACCAUUAUUUGAAUUAAAA
Molecule: messenger RNA, 1645 nt
Organism: Cucumis sativus (cucumber)
Lineage: Eukaryota; Viridiplantae; Streptophyta; Magnoliopsida; Cucurbitales; Cucurbitaceae
Product: ABC transporter G family member 34-like
Exons: 4
Coding region: 1-588 (195 amino acids)
Molecular function (GO): ATP hydrolysis activity; ATP binding
Source: RefSeq, a predicted model, not a curated record